AUGUUAUCUCGACUGUCCUCUCGUGGAAUCUCUAGUAGUGCUGUUGCAUGCAGGGCAUCUACAGUGUUCGCCGACAAGAACGAGAUAGCGUUCCCAGUUCAUGGAAAGCAGCCCAAAGUAUGUGGCAUAAAGGAUGCUUUCAAGAAGAUAAAGUCAGGGGACAAUAUUUUUGUGCACGGGAUUGCUGCGACACCGACUCCACUUCUGAAAGGACUCUGCGAGCAUGCUAAGACUAACAACCUCAAGGGAAUCAAACUUCACCAUCUCCACCUUGAAGGAGAAACACCUUGGACUGCACCAGACGUGCGUGACCGUAUUCGAUCAAAUUCUUUGUUCACUGGUGCCAACCUCCGUAGUGCCGUCAAUGAAGGUAUUGCUGACUUCAACUCUUGUUUCCUGCAAGAAGUUCCCAUGCUAUUCCGUCGAGGAGCCAUCAAACUGAAUGCUGCACUCAUUCAUGUCUCACCUCCUGAUCAAAAUGGUUACUGUUCCCUGGGUACGUCGGUGGAUACAGCUAGGGCUGCAGUUACUAACGCUGACCACAUCAUCGCUAUGGCAAACAAGCACAUGCCUCGAACUUUUGGGGACAGUGUCAUUCAUUCGUCGCACAUUGACGUUUUAGUUGAAGACCAUACUUUUAAACUCCAUGAAAGACAUAUCGGAAAAGAUAGCGAAGAGGAAAAAAAGAUUGGACAAAUCAUCGCGGAGCAUUUGGUUGAUAAUGGCGCUACCCUGCAAAUGGGUAUCGGAGCCGUCCCGGAUGCUGCCCUCGCUGCCUUAAAAAAUCACAAAGAUCUGGGUAUUCAUACUGAAAUGUUCUCAGAUGGUGUGCUAGAUCUCAUUAGGUGCAAUGCAAUUACAAAUAGCAAAAAGACCAUUCAUCCUGGAAAGCUUGUUGUUGCCUUUGUGUACGGAUCAACAAAGCUGUACGACUACCUACAUGACAAUCCCCUUAUUGAAUUUGGCGACGUCCAGUGGGUGAACGAUCCCGCUAUCAUUCGUCAAAAUCCCAAAGUGACCGCAAUUAACUCGGCUGUCGAGAUCGAUCUCACUGGCCAAGUUGUUGCUGAUUCUGUUGGAAAGCGUUUCUUGUCUGGUUUCGGCGGUCAGGUGGACUUCAUUCGUGGUGCUGCUAUCGGAGAUGAUGGACUUGGCAAGCCCAUCAUUGCUCUCCCGUCCAUCUCCAAAAAAGGGCAGAGUAAAAUAGUCCCUUACAUCAAUGAGGGAGCCGGUGUUGUGACUACGAGAUCUCACGUACACUAUGUUGUGACCGAGCAUGGUAUUGCCCAGCUGUGGGGAAAGAACAUGCGACAACGGGCGUACGAGCUAAUCAAAAUUGCACAUCCUUCUCAACGUGAAUUGCUAGAAAAAGCUGCAUUCGAAAGAAUGAAAGUGAUGCCGUCCGCGGACUAG
Molecule: messenger RNA, 1413 nt
Organism: Necator americanus (New World hookworm)
Lineage: Eukaryota; Metazoa; Nematoda; Chromadorea; Rhabditida; Ancylostomatidae
Exons: 12
Coding region: 1-1413 (470 amino acids)
Biological process (GO): acetate metabolic process
Cellular component (GO): mitochondrion
Molecular function (GO): acetate CoA-transferase activity
Source: RefSeq, a predicted model, not a curated record